AUGGCUCCAAUCUGGUACAGAUUAUCGCGAGGGCUGGGCGCCCAGCCCACCUCGCAGCAGGGCGCGGCAUGGCGCCCUGACGGGAGCAGCGGCUCCACCCGAGCAGCAGGCCGCGGCGAGCUGGUGUGCUGGGCGCUGUGGGCCUGCGGCGCGGCGGACGCCAGGCAGAGCUGGAUGGCCGUGUCUGCAGACGCCAAGAAGGCGGGGGCCGAGGCGCUGCGGGGCGGGGGUGCCGACGUCACAGACGACGACGUCGCCGAGCUCGUCCUGAAGGUGAGGUCGACGCUGAGCGCAGGGCGAGCCCCCCGUUCCAAGCGGGACGAGGCACGGCGCCUGGAGGCGGCGCUGGACCCGGUGGCCGUCCGCCUGGCGUCGGGGAACCCCGAGGUGCCAGGCUCCGAGAUGGCCGAGGCCCUCUGGGGGUUCACAGAGGCCGCCACUGUCGCCACGCAGACGGAGGGUCGGAUCAGACGAGUGGCGGCCGACGCCGAUGGCUGGGAGACGAUCGCGGAUCGGAUCUGGGCCCGAGCGGUGGGGGCCGACGGGAACUCGCUGCCCGUCGACUGGGUGCUGCACCUUGGCAUAGGUCUCCUCCUGUCGAGCCUGGCGGUGGUGCUGGGGGCCGAUUCAGUGCGACACCGCCUGGCAGGCGGGGCUGUGGGGCUGGUCGGGACCUUCCUGCUGGUACGGCGGGUGCCCGAGCGGGCCGCGGAGGUACCUGCGGGCCCGCUGCACCCGCCGGGGCUUGCAGCACUGCCGCCUCCGCCGUGGGCUCCACCCGCCGAGGGCGCUGGCGCGGGUACCGCUGCGGCGAAGCCUGGCGCGCAGGACCUGUCGGCGCUGCGGGCGUUCGCCCAGGGCUUCCACGUGCCCCACUCUCCUGCAGAUGCGGUGAAGCUAGGACGGGAGGUGGAGAUAGUGGGCGCCACGCUGCGCGAGUUCCAGGCGCAGGCGGCCAUCAACGAGGACUGGGCCUGGCACUUCUGGGAGAGGAUCGCGGCCGUGGAUGGCUCCAGGGGGCUGCACCCUGACCUACGACGAGUGCUGCAGACUCACGGCUACGUGGGAGCGGGGACGACGUCCCCGCCAGGAGAGUCGUUGCAGCAGGAGCUGGACGCGCUGCUCGCCUCCCCUACGGCGCCUCACGGCGGGGGCAUGCACGCCUCCCCUGGGUGGGCCGUGGCCCCGCAGACCCAGCAGCAUCAGGAGGACAGCCGAUGGAACCUGAGCCUCCCGCCGGAGCUGCGGCGCGCGGCGCCGGAGAUCUACCGCACCAUGCGGGGCGCGGGGGCGGCCAGCGCGCGGGACUGGCUGUCGCAGGAGGUGACGGGCCAGCGACACACGGCGGUCUGGACCGACCUGUGGACUGCCGCCACCAACGUGGACUACUUGUUGGGCGGGUGCGCGAACCAGUCCGAGCUGCUCACCCGUUUGGCGUCCGACGAUGCGCUGGAGCUGCACCUGAGGCGGCUGGCUAGCUACGUCUACGAGAUGCGGACGAAGGACAAGCUCAUGAACGGGAUGGACCGCGGAUCCCUGGAGGCGAGACCAACGGGCCAGCGCGAGACGAGCGAUAACGAGAUGAUGCUGGCCUGGCAGCUCGUGCAGCAGUAUGCGUUACAGGACGCAGCGCGGUACGAGCGCGACUGCCGGGGGCUUGCCCCGACAGGCGGUCAAGGGACGGAUCCUGCCUGCGACAGAGGACCGCAGGACGCCUACACUGGAGAGCGCAAGGGUGUGAGCAAGCACGUGAUGAUGUGCGCAGCGGCGGACGGGGGGCUGGAGGCUGGCAGCCGCGGGGAUGCCGAGCCUGAGGACACUCAGCAGCACCGCUACGACGACGACUGGCUAGGGCAGCAGCGCAGCUGCCGGGCUGCGCCGCCUAGCCCGAGGGGCUACAGCGUGGCGGAGUGGCUGGAAACAGUGAGGCGGGCGAAGAGGGAUGACGAGCGCGUGACGGUGGCGAUGCAUCUCUUCGCUGGCCGUCGGCGGCGUGGUGACGCGCAGGAGGUGGGAGAGAGGCUGGCGAAGGAGCGGAGCUUGAGGGUGCUCUUCCUUUCCGCCGAUCUCCUGGACGACCCGCGGUGGGACCUGGCCAACCCCUCCACGUUCUCCGCCUUGAUGGAGCUGUGCGAGGGCGGCUGGGUGGACAUCGUACUGGGCGGCCUCAGGGACUGGGAGGCCGCCAGAGUCGCGGAGAGUAACACCUUGACGCUGAACUUGUUGGCGCUCUGCGAGGCGCGCGGCCAGAGCGGCGGCGCCUUCCUCAUCGAGCACCCGGAGGACCCAGGGCAUGCGCCCUACCCAUCCAUCUGGAACACGACUGAGAUGCUGGAUUUCGAGACGAGGCGCUCGUCGCGGAGAGCGUGCUUGGACCAAUGCAUGCUGGGCGGACGGACGAAGAAGCCCACGUGUCUGAGCGGCACGCUGCAGGGGCUGGAGGACCUGAACGAGCUGCGGCGUGACGGGCCCCAUGCCCACGAGACGGCCGAGGGCAAGCUGGCCGACGGCACCUUCCGCACGAGCCCGCUGGCCCAGUACCCCGAGGGGAUGUGCGAAACGCUGGGCACCUUGAUAGUUCAGACCCUGGCCAUCUUCGAGCAGACCGGCUUGGGCGGCACCGGGUGGCGAAGGCCGCCGGAGGCCGACAGGUCGGUCACCGCCUGGAGCUCGCGGAGCACUACGACGCCAGCGGUAGCCGUGCGGAACGAGGAUGUGUUUCGCGGUCGGGGGCUGGUGCUGGACGGGCCGCAGAUGGCCUUCUACCUGCACGUCGACGACGGGGUGGUGAUGGCCGGUGGCAGCGGCUGUGGCCCACGGGCCUCUGGGAAGAUGCACCAGCUGGCGGAUGCCCUGGCCGAGGCCGGCUUCGUGGUCACCGACCGCACGGAGGCCAGCGACAUGCAGAAGGUGCUGGGCUACGCACCACAGGCGCGUCCGGCGCAGCUACGCUUGCCCCCGAAGAGGGCACGAGAGCUGGCGCAGCAGCUGGAGGCGAUGGGCUCCACCCGCCCCCUCCACACCGAGGAGCUUCGGUCGCUCUUGGGGGCGUGGAUCUGGGGCGCACUACUUCGGAGGGAGCUGCUCUGCAUACCCAGCGCCGUCUUCAGGCUCCUGGAGAGGCACCCGCACCAGAGGGUGUGCACCUGGGCCACCGUCCGCAGGGAGCUGCGGGCUAUGGCUCGAGUAGUCCCACUGAUGUACGCCGACCUGGGAGCCCCGCCAGCCCCCGUGUAUUUCGCGGCGGACGCCAUGGGCGCCAACGUGGAGGACGACGGCGGUUGGGGCAUCCUGGUGACAGACAUGAGCGAGGACAUCGCGAAGGACUUCAUCGACACGGGCGGCAACUUGGGCUACACCGUGGCGCGACUGGACGGCGAGCUUACUGGAUUGCGGCGUCCCGAGCAGGUCAUCCGUCGGACGAAGCCCUUCAGCCUCCUCCCCGACCGAGUGUUCAAGCCCGACGAGGACUGGACGAUCGUAGGAGCGGGGAGGUGGCGGGCGGCCGACCACAUCACGCUGGGCGAGGGGCGCUGCGUCGUGAAGAUCAGCAGACUGGCGGCCGCCACUCCGGCUCUACACCGCACCGUGCUGCCGAUCCUGGAGGACAACCAGCCAGUCUCGGGUGCGGCAUGCAAGGGGAGGUCCCCGGCGCACAUGUUGAACCACCUGUUGCGUCAGAAGACCGCAGCAGGGAUGGCAUCUCGCACGAAGAUUCUGAUUCCAUGGGUGGAGACGCUCAGGCAGCCUGCUGAUAAGAUAUCGAGGUGCCUGACUUGUGCUGAGCUCCGCGGCCUACCUCAUGUCGGGGCCGAGGAAGCUGGACAGCACUUCUGUUGA
This is a messenger RNA of Prorocentrum cordatum, 3840 nucleotides long. The record is from the annotation of a GenBank genome assembly. Lineage: Eukaryota; Dinophyceae; Prorocentrales; Prorocentraceae.